AAACGGCUCAGACGGUGGCUAAGAAGCUACUAGAAGACAUCUUACCCAGGUAUGGUUUUCCUGCCAUGGUAGGAUCAGACAAUGGACCAGCUUUUAUCUCCCAAGUAACACAGGCAGUAGCCAAGGCGGUGGGGGCGAACUGGAAAUUACCUUGUGCUUAUAGGCCCCAGAGCUCAGGACAGGUAGAAAGAAUGAAUAGAACCCUAAAAGAGACCCUUACCAAAUUAACCAUGGAGACUGGUGGGGACCGGGUGACUCUCCUACCGUACGCCCUUUACCGGGUUAGAAACACUCCUUACACUCUGGGUUUUACUCCCUACGAGAUCAUGUUUGGCAGGCCACCCCCUGUUAUUCCCAGCCUUCGAGCUGAACUUACUGCUGAGUUUAAAGAUCAAGAACUUUUUCUUUCCUUGAGAGGGCUCCAGAGGGCGCAUGAGGACAUUUGGCCGCGCCUCCGUGCCAUCUACGAGGCUGGCCCGACCCCGACACCUCAUCAGUACAGGCCGGGAGACUGGGUCUACGUCAAGAGGCACCACCGAGAGACCCUCGAGCCGCGCUGGAAGGGACCCUACAUCGUGGUGCUGACAACCCCCACUGCUCUCAAAGUAGACGGCAUCGCGACCUGGGUCCAUCACACCCACGUUCGGCCAGCGGACCCCUCCUCGAUCCGGAAGGACUUCGUCACGCGAUGGGCCAUCAGUCGGGACCAACACAAGCCGCUCCAGCUCAAGCUACAGCGCAUUCGACCCACAUAAUAUUGGUAACUCUGUCAACUCUGCUUGUCAUUGCUCAUGCUGCCGGGAGUCCCCACGCCCCCCAGAACAUCGCCUGGCAGAUCAUAGACACCAGCUCGGGGACAAUACUUAAUCAGACCUCCCAGAGCCACCCCAGGGACACAUGCUUCCCAGA
This is a messenger RNA of Leopardus geoffroyi (Geoffroy's cat), 909 nucleotides long. RefSeq lists its product as uncharacterized. The coding region runs from base 66 to 755 and encodes 229 amino acids. The record is from RefSeq and is a predicted model, not a curated record. The transcript has a single exon. Gene Ontology annotation, biological process: DNA integration. Gene Ontology annotation, molecular function: nucleic acid binding. NCBI's taxonomy places the organism in Eukaryota, Metazoa, Chordata, Mammalia, Carnivora, Felidae.